Trichoderma breve is the source of this 1761-nucleotide messenger RNA. RefSeq names its product GMC oxidoreductase domain-containing protein. Bases 1 to 1761 code for a protein of 586 amino acids. Gene Ontology annotation, biological process: secondary metabolite biosynthetic process. The transcript is spliced from 3 exons. The record is from RefSeq and is a predicted model, not a curated record. Gene Ontology annotation, molecular function: flavin adenine dinucleotide binding; oxidoreductase activity, acting on CH-OH group of donors. Lineage: Eukaryota; Fungi; Ascomycota; Sordariomycetes; Hypocreales; Hypocreaceae.
AUGACACGGUCGAUCUUGAAAGCCUGGCUCGUGGCUGCUGUGGCCGCCUCAAUUGCCACAGCUGGUUCCAAUUCCGAUCAACUUCAAGUUUAUGACUAUGUGGUGGUGGGAGGAGGCACAGCUGGCUCAGCACUAGCGACUAGGCUAAGCCAAGGCCUGCCAGAUAAAACCAUCCUGCUGAUCGAGGCCGGCCCUGAGGCGUUGGACGAAGAUCGCAUAAAUAUCCCCGGUAUGAAGGGGUCGACGCUCGGCACUCUUUAUGAUUGGAAUUUUACGACUGUACCGCAAACUGGACUUAAUGGGCGAGUUCUCGGAGCCAACAGAGGCAAAGUGCUUGGAGGAAGCUCAGCAUUGAACUUGAUGACAUGGGAUCGAUCCGCCGCUGAGGAAUACGACGGCUGGGAGCAACUCGGCAACCCAUCUUGGAACUGGAAGAAUAUGAUCGCCGCAAUGAAGGACGUGGAGACCUUUACCGGUAUCAACUCAUCCAACUAUGGCGACCAAGGAGUUGGCACCAGUGGACCAAUCCAUACCAUAAUAAAUAGGGUUAUACCCGCGCAGCAGGAGCUCUGGUUGCAAUCUAUGGCUGAUCUAGGGAUCCCGCAUAACUUGAAUUCCUUAGGUGGCAAUCCUAUAGGGUAUAUGAACCAGCCUAGCAACAUCGAUUCUCGAACAUGGACGAGGUCAUACGCCGCUAAUGCUUAUAUCCCGAAAUCGGGAAGCAACUUACAUCUGCUACUAGAGACGCGCGUAGCCAAAGUGAAUUUACGGAAGGGUCGAAAUUCAUAUACUGCAACCGGUGUUACGCUGCAAGACGGCACCAUUAUCAGCGCCAGAAGAGAGGUUAUUCUAUCUUGUGGCGCUAUCCAAAGCCCUGGCCUGCUAGAACUGUCCGGCAUAGGUAGCAAGGUGGUGCUAUCUAAGGCCGGUAUAGAUCAGAUUAUUGACCUUGAGGGUGUAGGGGAGAAUUUGCAGGACCACGUUCGGUACCAAGCAUCAUACCAAUUGAAGGACAAUUUUACAUCGUUUGACAUACUCAAGUACAACACCACAUAUGCGGCCACACAGCUGGCAUUAUGGCACGCAAACCAGACUUCUUUAUAUGACUACACUGGUAGUGGAUACAGUUAUCUGAACUGGCACCAGGUGGUGGGCAAUAUGGCUGCGAAGCUCAAUUCUCUCGCCCAGAAUGUGGUACUUUCCCUUGGGUCUGUUGUCGAUAAGAAAAAGCUACAGUACAUUGGAUCACUUUUAUCGCCGCAAGUGGAAGUCAUUUUCUCAGAUGGCUACACUGGAGUGAAGGGAUACCCUACCGUCGGCUCUCCUCUCCGCGGCAACAUUCAUAUAACUUCUGCCGAUGUCGAUACAAAACCGCAAAUUGACCCACAAUAUCUAUCUAACGAGUACGACGUGCAGGCAGCUAUCGAGGCUAUCAAAUACUGCCGUAAGAUUGCAAACUCGUCGCCGCUCUCUUCAGCAUGGGUAUCCGAGUUCGAACCGGGGAUGGCUGUACAGACGGAUGAGGACUGGCGUCAGUACGUUCUCAACACUACACUUUCUAUAUAUCAUCCUGUUGGGACAUGCGCAAUGCUCCCCAAGAAAGACGGCGGAGUGGUAAACCCAGAGCUGAUCGUUUACGGCACCAACAAUCUGCGCGUUGUGGACGCAAGCAUCAUACCCGUUCUUCCGUCUGCACACAUUCAAACAGCAGUCUACGGCAUCGCCGAGCGUGCGGCUCGAUUUGUUAUACAGAAGUCAUAG